Prorocentrum cordatum is the source of this 1311-nucleotide messenger RNA. The record is from the annotation of a GenBank genome assembly. NCBI's taxonomy places the organism in Eukaryota, Dinophyceae, Prorocentrales, Prorocentraceae.
AUGGGCAGGCCCAGCGUGAGCUUGACGUGCUACCAACCAAGACCACGUUGGUUAGGGCAGCCAGAUCCACAAUGUGCCAUUCGAGUCCCAUUGCAAUACGCCGUGCUUGCGAGCCAAGGAUCAUGGGACAUGCUCGUGCUGCCGCACGCGCCUCGGACUAUACGAUAUGGCUCAUCUGGCUCAAAUGUCAAUUGGCGAUUGCUUGGCAUUCGACCGUCUGACCUGCCCCAGCCAGCGCUGCGAUACGGGGACCCCUUCAACGUUGCCGACUUGCAGGUUGACUUCGACAGCCGUCGUGAUAUCACUGUUUGCUUCCAACAAUUGCUUGGUCAACUGGACGUGCAAGCGCAUGAGGGCCGGCGCAGGUACAGAGAAGUAGAGAGAUGUCUACUGACCGUCAGAAGGUUGCACCGAGAACUUGACGACGUUGCGCUAGUGAAGACCAUCAAGGAGAUCCACGGUCGCGCCGCCUCCGGAGAGGAACGGCCUUUCAGGAACUCCGCGUGCAAGGUUUCGUUUCUUCUCAAGGCCAUGAUGAUGGCCGUCAUGUUGAAGAAGUCUGGCGACUUCGCUGACAUCCUGCUGCGGAGUUGCCAAAUUGUCGCCCCGCCUGCGUUGAUGAAUGCGGUUUCGAAGCUCCUGCAUGAGGCCCGGGCCGCGUUGCCGCACAAAUCGACAAUCAGCAGAUGGCGAUUCAUUCUCGAUGGGGCGUACAUGCUCAAUCGUAGGGCUCAGACAGACCGUGGCGGCGGCCAGUUGCGGUACCUCAUGAGCGACAGUUCUCUGCAGCAUGGGCGCGACUUCUCGCGCAAUGUGGUGUUGGAAAUUGCACAGGACAACAUCGUUGGAGCCUUCGACGUCGCAAAUGACUUGAUCAACUUGCGGUUGCCACCAGCCACAUCGGGUGAUGACGAUAGCGUCGAGCUCGAGCUGCAGUAUUUCGAAGCCUUGCAGCGCUCGCUGGAGAUCCACCACUUGCCCAUCAUGUGCCUUGGCUCUGGCAGGACAACCUUGCUGGAUAAGUUCACCGCUGUGAUGUGCUGCGUCCUCCAUGAGUCUGGCUCUUGCGCCGUAUCUUUCGUGCAGUAUGUUUCCAACGUUCGAGUGAUCGCAACUGACUUCGGCGUGGAAUUCGGUUUGCCGACCGUCGCACCCAUCGCCGUGCAAGAUUUGUUCCCGUGGUAUCGCGGCCUCCCCGCGGAGAACGUGGUCAACCCAGCUGAAGCUACGGGUGACAUCGUUGAUCUUCGACUUGCCAACGUCCGCGACCAGUCCCUGGAGAAAGACGUCUCCCUUCAGGAUGGGCCCUGA